AUGAAUCUGUCUGAACCUGUUGUGGAAUUGUAUGCAUAUGGAUUUGAGAGGGGGAUAAAAAGGGACCUGAAGUUCCCAGAAGUGCCGUGCUGGAGCCGGCUGCGCUCCGUUCCCCGGCUGCUGUCCCGCAGGAGGCGAGUCCCGGCCGGCCCGGGGGGCUCCAGCCUGCGCCGCUGCCUCUCGGCCCUGGACCUGGCGGCCCUGGGGGUGGGCAGCACGCUGGGGGCUGGGGUCUACGUCCUGGCAGGGGAGGUGGCCAAGAGCAGCUCUGGCCCGAGCAUCGUGCUCUCUUUCCUGAUUGCAGCCGCGGUGUCUGCCCUGGCAGGGCUGUGCUACGCCGAGCUGGGGGCCCGAGUGCCCCUGGCAGGCUCUGCCUACCUGUACAGCUACGUGACAGUGGGGGAGCUCUGCGCCUUCCUGGCUGGAUGGAACCUGCUGCUGUCCUAUGUCAUCGGUACUGCCAGCGUUGCCCGGGCCUGGAGCGCUACCUUUGACCAGCUCCUCGGCAAGAGGAUGGGGAGGUUUUUGGGUGCUCAUGCAGCCAUGAGCUCUGUGGGGCUGGCAGAGCACCCAGAUGCCUUUGCUGCUGGCCUGGUGGUCCUGCUGGCAGCGCUUCUUUCCUUUGGAGUGAAGGAGUCCACCAUGGUCAACAAAGCCUUCACAGCUCUCAACGUGCUCGUCCUGCUCUUUGUCACAGUGAGUGGCUUCAUCAAAGGCCACAUGAGCAACUGGAAGCUCAGGGAGGACGACCUGCCGAACCAGUCCAUGGCUGACAACAUCACCAGUGCCUUUGGGGUGGGAGGCUUCAUGCCUUAUGGCUUCACUGGCACCUUGGCUGGAGCCUCUGCCUGUUUCUAUGCCUUUGUUGGAUUUGACUGCAUUGCUACCACAGGGGAAGAAGUGAGGGACCCACAGAGAUCCAUCCCCAUGGGCAUCAUUCUCUCCCUCCUCAUCUGCUUCCUGGCCUACCUUGGGGUGUCUGCUGCCCUCACCCUGAUGAUGCCCUACUACCUGCUGGACACCACGAGCCCUCUGCCAGUGGCUUUUGAGUACAUUGGCUGGAGCAGUGCCAAGUAUGCUGUGGCUGUGGGGUCACUGUGUGCCCUGACCACCAGCCUCCUGGGCUCCAUGUUCCCCAUGCCAAGGAUCCUGUAUGCAAUGGCUCGGGACGGGCUCCUCUUCCAGCCUCUGGCCAAAGUCAGUCGCCGUCAGUGCCCGGUGGUGGCAACUCUGGUGUCGGGGGCAGUGGCAGCUCUCCUGGCCCUUCUCUUCGACCUGAAAGCCCUGGUUGACACCAUGUCCAUUGGCACACUGCUGGCCUACUCCAUGGUGGCUGCCUGUGUGCUGCUGCUCAGGUACCGGCCUGAGCCCGGCCCUCGGGACACUCCUGUGGGGAAGGUCCCAGCUGUGCAGCCGUGGUGGAACCACCUGGUGCAGCCACCCCCCCAUGCCACCCCUCGCUCCUCUGCCCUGGUGGUCUGGGCUCUGACAGCUGCAGCUGCCCUGGCCUGUGCCCUGGGCUGGGUGAGCUCUGCUGGGCUGCCCUGCCUGCGGGCUGGGGGUGCCUGGUGCAUCACAGCCCUGGCCCUGCCUCUCCUGGGGAUCCUGGCAGCAGCUCUUCUCAUCUGGAGGCAGCCUCAGAGCCAGGACAAGGCGUCCUUCAUGGUUCCCUGCCUGCCCUUCCUGCCUCUCCUCAGCAUCUCCACCAACGCUGUGCUGCUGGCCCGGCUCAGCGCGGCCCCCUGGCUGCGGUACCUGCUCUGGAUGGCUGCGGGUUUCCUCAUUUACUUUGGCUAUGGGAUCUGGCACAGCACUGAGAGCCCCUGGCCUGAAGGGACAGGUCCCCAGGAGCUGCCCCAAAGCAGAGCCAGGGAGGUGGCCCUGGAGCCCCGUGGGACUGCCCUGGAAGCCCCUUGGGCUGUGGGUCCUGUCCCACAGAGGGGCCAGCCCUGCCAGAGCUGCAGGAGCUGCUGCCCGAGUCUGGUGAACCUCCCUGAGCACCCCAAAUCCUCACAGCGAGCCCCUGCACACAGAGUUCUCUUUGGAGAGGAUAAAGCACACAAGUAGUUUUGCUGGUCAGCACAAAGGACGGAAGUGGCUGAUGCAGUGGCCCUGAUGCUGGGAGGGCCCGGGUCUGCCCUGAGCUGGGAGCUCAUUGAAAUGGAGGAAAAGGAGCAGGAAAAUGGGGAUCAGCCUUGA
This is a messenger RNA of Melospiza melodia melodia, 2199 nucleotides long. RefSeq names its product cationic amino acid transporter 2-like. NCBI's taxonomy places the organism in Eukaryota, Metazoa, Chordata, Aves, Passeriformes, Passerellidae. Gene Ontology annotation, biological process: L-ornithine transmembrane transport; L-arginine import across plasma membrane. The record is from RefSeq and is a predicted model, not a curated record. The transcript has 14 exons. Gene Ontology annotation, molecular function: L-arginine transmembrane transporter activity; L-ornithine transmembrane transporter activity; L-lysine transmembrane transporter activity. Gene Ontology annotation, cellular component: plasma membrane.